Aspergillus ochraceoroseus IBT 24754 is the source of this 3200-nucleotide messenger RNA. RefSeq names its product snoRNA-binding rRNA-processing protein PWP2. The transcript has 5 exons. NCBI's taxonomy places the organism in Eukaryota, Fungi, Ascomycota, Eurotiomycetes, Eurotiales, Aspergillaceae. Gene Ontology annotation, molecular function: protein binding. Gene Ontology annotation, biological process: ribosomal small subunit assembly; maturation of SSU-rRNA from tricistronic rRNA transcript (SSU-rRNA, 5.8S rRNA, LSU-rRNA). The record is from RefSeq and is a predicted model, not a curated record. Gene Ontology annotation, cellular component: small-subunit processome; Pwp2p-containing subcomplex of 90S preribosome. The coding region runs from base 13 to 2721 and encodes 902 amino acids.
CGGUUAUCGACCAUGAAGACCGAUUUCAAGUUUUCAAACCUCCUCGGUACGGUAUAUCGCAAAGGAAACCUGCUCUUUACCCCCGAUGGAAACAGCUUGCUUUCCCCUGUCGGCAACAGAGUCACAGUGUUCGACCUAGUCAAUAACUCGACCUAUACCCUCCCAUUCGCACACCGAACCAACAUCCACCGAUUAGAUCUCACCCCCCGUGGCAAUGUCCUUCUUUCCGUGGAUGAAGAUGGUCGCGCGAUCUUGACGAACUUCCACCGUCGAGUUGUCAUCUACCAUUUCUCCUUUAAGGGCCGCAUAUCCGGGCUGAAAUUCUCUCCUUCCGGACGACACUUUGCUGUGGGGUUGGGACGUCGACUGCAGAUUUGGCACACCCCAGAUACCCCGAGCAUUGGAACGGAUGGAGAAAUUGAAUUUGCCCCCUUUGUGCUGCACCGUGACCUGGCCGGUCACUUCGACGAGAUUCAGAAUAUCGAGUGGUCGAGCGAUUCCCGUUUCAUCCUCACCUCUUCCAAAGAUUUGACUGCGCGAGUAUGGAGCUUGGACCCGGAGGAUGGCUUUGAACCCACCACACUUUCCGGACAUCGCCAGGCUGUGAGGGCGGCUUUCUUUUCUGGUGACCAGGAAUCCAUCUACACCGUGGGUCGAGAUUGUGUCCUUUAUAGAUGGGAAUAUGUUUCCAAGAAGGACCCGGAGACAAUGGAAGAUGUGUCGGAACCCCGCUGGAGGAUCGUCAAGAAGGACUUUUUCCAGCAGCCACAUGCUACGGUUAAGUGUGCGGCGUUUCAUGCGCCCUCGAACCUAUUGGUGGUGGGAUUCUCCAAUGGAUUGUUCGGACUUUACGACCUGCCAGAAUUUAACGCAAUCCAUCUCCUGAGUGUUUCCCAGAGCAAUAUCGACGUUGUGAGCAUCAACAAAACCGGCGAGUGGCUGGCAUUUGGUUCUUCGAAAUUCGGACAGUUGCUUGUGUGGGAGUGGCAGUCGGAAUCGUAUAUCUUGAAACAACAGGGCCACCUCGACUCGAUGAACGCACUGGUUUACUCUCCCGACGGCCAGAGAAUUGUCACCGCCGCCGACGACGGCAAGGUCAAGGUCUGGGACGUCAAGUCCGGCUUCUGUAUUGUGACAUUUACGGAACAUUCCAGUGGAGUCACCGCCUGUCAAUUCUCCAAGAAGGGAAAUGUCUUGUUCACGGCAUCGUUGGAUGGUUCUGUCAGGGCAUGGGAUCUCAUUCGCUACCGAAAUUUCCGAACAUUUACUGCGCCGUCCCGCAUGUCCUUCUCCUCGUUAGCCGUCGACCCCAGCGGUGAAGUGGUGUGCGCUGGCUCUCCCGACUCGUUUGACAUUCACGUGUGGUCAGUCCAGACUGGCCAGCUUCUCGAUCAGCUGUCCGGCCACGAAGGCCCGGUUUCGGCCCUGGCAUUUGCCGCAGACGGUAACCAUCUGGUUAGUGGCAGUUGGGACCGCACAGUUCGUAUCUGGAGUAUUUUCGGAAGAACUCAAACGAGCGAGCCUCUCCAGAUUGCGUCUGAUGUUUUGAGCGUGGCCUUCCGGCCUGAUGGAAAGCAGGUCGCAGCAUCGACGUUGGAUGGACAGUUGACCUUCUGGUCGGUGGCGGAUGCUGUCCAGGAAAGUGGGAUUGAUGGACGCCGUGAUAUCUCGGGAGGACGCAAGGUCUCGGAUCGCACCACGGCUGCCAACGCUGCUGGCACCAAAUCCUACCACUGCAUCACCUACAGCGCCGAUGGUAGCUGUAUUUUGGCUGCUGGAAACAGCAAGUAUAUAUGUCUGUAUGAUGUGACCACGGGUUCCCUGGUGAAGAAAUACACAGUUUCCGUCAACACUUCAUUAGACGGCACUCAAGAGUUCCUGAACAGCCGCGACAUGACGGAGGCGGGUGCUCGAGGCCUGUUGGAUGAAACCGGCGAAGCGUCCGACCAUGAAGACCGAAUCAACCGGGCGCUUCCUGGUGCGAAACGGGGGGAUGCUGGGGCCCGGACCACUCGUCCUGAGGUGCGUGUCAGCUGUGUGGACUUUUCUUCCACGGGGCGUUCGUUCUGCGCCUCGUCUACCGAAGGGCUUUUGAUCUACAGCUUAGAUACGGAGUUUGUGUUCGAUCCGUUCGACCUGGAUAUUUCUAUCACACCGGAGACCAUUCUCGCUACGGUUGAAGGCGCAAAGCAGGCCGCCGCACCCGGCCAAGCCCACGAUGACGAUACAUUCUUGAAGGCCUUGGUUAUGGCGUUCCGUCUCAAUGAGUCUAAACUCAUCCGUGCCGUCCACGAGGCCGUUCCCCCUGCCGAUAUCCCGCAUGUGGUUCGAAACAUCCCUACCGUCUAUCUCCCCCGUUUCCUUCGCUUCAUUGCCCACGCGACUGACGAAACCCCCCAUCUCGAGUUCAACCUGUUGUGGAUCGAGUCCCUCUUCAGCAGCCAUGGGCGAUACUUCAAGGAUAAUGCAGGCACACUCGCUCCCGAGCUUCGUGCUGUGCAACGGGCGCUUGAUGAUAUCAGCGAGAACCUGAAGCGACUUUCCGAGAAGAACUUGCACGAUCUUAACUAUCUCCUUGCGAAACCCUUACUUGCCGGGAAAAAGACCGCGGCCCUUCCCAAGGCAAUUGAUGAGCGAGUUGUGUCCGGCAAGAAUGGUGAUGAGGAGAUGAGUGAAGCAGCGGGUGAUGAUGCAGAGGGUGAAUGGCUAGGCCUCGAAUGAUUGAUGUCUCAAAAUCCUUUUAUCUUGUUUUUUUUUUUUUUUCCCCCGCUCUUUUUGCAUAUGCGCAUGGCGUUCGACUUGUUUGAUAUACCUGGGAAGAUAAAUGGGGACCACCAAAAAGUGUUUUGUGCCAUCUGAUAUUGUGUAUAUAGACAUGGCUCCUAAUCCUCCAUUUCAGUACAACUCCAGCCUCUUUGUCUCUCUCUCUCUCUCUUUGAACCCUACUCUUUUAAUGAUGCUCUCAUGCAUGCAAGCUUUUUUUUAUCUGAAUCAUUUUAUGCAGACCUACCCCAAGACAUGUUAUUCUCGCUAGUGAAUAUACCUGACAGUGACGCCAGAACUUGCGCAAAUUAUUCACUACGUUCUCCUUUGUUAUGCAUGACUACAAGUAGGAAUAGAUCCUUCACUUGGAUUAUUUCUGUUAUUGCAUUUUCUGUGUUUCUCUUCCUCGCAUAGAAAAACGCGACAGAGCGCCCCCU